AAGGAGAUGCAGGAUGACGAGGCGAAGACCUUGCAGCGGCUGAUGCAGGGGGGCCGGAGGAGAAGCAGGGCAACGCCCGCCUACGGGUCGGCGCUCGCCAGCUUCCUUCCAAACGUGGUGCGGAGGUGCAUACGGCAUGGGCUGAUCAACAUGGCCCAGCGGCAGGCUGUCCUGGAGUCGGCCAAGACGAGCAGGUACAAUCCAGUACUCACCCGGUUUCCUGCGGCGGUGGUCUUCGCAGACGCCAGUGGCUUCACCAAGCUCACCGAGAGCCUCGCCAGGCAGCCGCACGGGGCGGAGCUCAUCGGCGAGACCCUCAACGGCUUCUUCCAGCCCCUGAUCCAGAUCAUACACAAGCACAGGGGCGACGUGGUCAAGUUCUCUGGGGACGCCCUGACCAUCGUCUGGCCCUCCGAGGACCCCUCGCCCGACCCGGGCCCCGCCCGAGACUCCCGCAGGGGCUCUGGCGCGAGCUGUGGAUCUGUGCUUCCGGGCCACGAGGGCGCGGAGCUGGACCCGGACGGCGCCCCCGCGCGCAGGGCGCGCGCGGCCGAGGCUGUCGCGGCCGCGGCCCGCUGCUGCCUGGAGAUCCAGCAGAGGAUCCCGAGCUUCAACUCCACCCCGCUGCGGGACUGCUCCCUCACCAUGCACAUCGGAGUGGGCUUCGGGGAGCUGGCCCUGCUGCAGCUGGGGGGGAUGCUGGGGCGCUGGGAGUUCUGCGUCGCGGGCCCCGCCCUGGAGCAGGUCGGCGAGGCGGAGGCGCUGGCCGCCUCGGGCGAGACCGUGCUGAGCCCCGAGGCGCGGGCGCUGGCCAGCAGCGCCUUCCGCCUCGAGGACGUCGCGGCGGAACGGUGCCAACGCCGCAACUCGGGCGCCCCGCCUCCAGCGCCGUGCGGCGUGCGCGGCGCGGGCUUCGGGCGCCUGCUGGAGCCCGCGCCGGGCUCGCCCACGGCCCGGCCCGCGCCAGAGCUCGCGCCCGAGUCGGACGCGGAGGCCGGCGCGCGGUCGGGGUCCUUCGGAGAGGGCGCGGGCGCGGGGAUAGACUGGUGGGGCAUCGAGGGCGUCGCGGGCCUGGACGUGCGCCUCCUGAGGAGGUGCAUCCCCAGCGCCGUGCUGACCCGGCUGGCGUCCUCGAGCGUCGCGGACGCGAUAUCGUUCCCCGAGGAGAUGCGCCGCGUGUCGAUCCUCUUCAUCUCCCUGGGCAACUUGGACCCCCACGCCUACUCUGGAGAUGGACCCUGGCUGUCGGGCGCCCGGCAGACGCAGCUCCUGAUGCGGCUGAUGCAGCGCUCGGUGUACGCGCUGGAGGGCUCCGUGAACAAGUUUCUGGUGGACGACAAGGGCGCCGUGCUGCUGGUGGUCUUUGGGCUGCCGCCCCUAUCGCACAUCGAGGACGAUCCCAUCCGGGCCGUGCUGUGCGCCAUGCGCAUCCGGGACACGCUGCGCGACGAGGGCCUGGAGUGCCGCCUGGGCGUGGCCACGGGCCAGGCUUGGUGCGGCGUGGUGGGCUCCGCGCAGUGCCGCGAGUACACCGUGCUGGGCGACACCGUGAACCUCGCCGCACGGCUGAUGGGCAAGGCGCAGGGGGGCGGGGUGCUGGUCGACGCCGAGACGCAGAGCGUGGCGUCGCGCGUGGGGAAGUUCUGGGACGACGGCGAGGUCAGGAUGAAGGGCAAGCAGCACCCCACCCGCGUCUACCAAUUCCUGGGCGUGCGCCAGGGCCUGUCCGGGCUGGGCCGCCGCGAGCCCUCCGCGCGCCUGCGCGCCUGGGAGGCCUGGCCCGCCCACGCCCGGCUCAAGGACGCCCUGGCGGCGCACGCGCGGAGAUCCGGAGUCAUCUUCAUCCGCGGCCUCGGCGGCGUCGGCAAGGUCGAGCUGGUCGAGGAGGUCAGGGCCUGGGCCGCCUCGGCGGGCCGGACGGCUCUGGAGGGCCAGAACAUGGACCCCUCCGGCAUCGUCGCCAUGGGCCGGCUUUGCCUGCAGGAGGCUUUCCAGGAGCUCAUGCGGCUGGCUAGCAAGAGCGACUGCUGGCGCAGCCAGGCGUGGCAGUUGCUGCUGGCCUCUCUCGGCGAGGAGGCCGGAGGGGCGUCGUGCUCGAACGCCGGCAGCGUGGCGAACGGCUCGCAGGACUCCCCGCGCCCCCGCUCCCGCACCGGCAGCCUGGCCGGCCGCCGCACGUCGGACCCCCCGCCGAGCUACCGGCGGGGGCCGCCGACGCAGGCGGAGCUGCACUGGAUCGUGAUCGCGAUGCUGAGGAAGAGCGUCGGCCUGGAGGAGGCCGCGCUGCUGGAGCCUUGGGCCCCGCUGCUGAGCACGGUGGUCACGCAGCUCGCCUUCCCGGCGCGGCUCGUGGAGGCCCUCCAGGAGCGCGACGAACAGAACAGCCGCCACCAGCGCUUCGCAGAGAUCUGUGCGGCGGUCCUGGACGCCUUCUCGAGCUCCGCGGCCGCAAAAGACGGCACGGUGGUGCUGCUCCACUUCAAGAGGCCCUCGAGGGCGAAAGAACGGGACAGCCCG
This is a messenger RNA of Prorocentrum cordatum, 2517 nucleotides long. The record is from the annotation of a GenBank genome assembly. NCBI's taxonomy places the organism in Eukaryota, Dinophyceae, Prorocentrales, Prorocentraceae.